This is a messenger RNA of Drosophila bipectinata, 3355 nucleotides long. RefSeq names its product Regulatory particle non-ATPase 2 (gene Rpn2). The record is from RefSeq and is a predicted model, not a curated record. Gene Ontology annotation, molecular function: enzyme regulator activity. Gene Ontology annotation, cellular component: proteasome storage granule; nucleus; proteasome complex. NCBI's taxonomy places the organism in Eukaryota, Metazoa, Arthropoda, Insecta, Diptera, Drosophilidae. Gene Ontology annotation, biological process: regulation of protein catabolic process; proteasome-mediated ubiquitin-dependent protein catabolic process.
GACUAGCUGGCAGCACCAACACUGUCUAUUCGAGUGAUUUAGCAUUUUUCGGCAUAAAGAAAAUUAUAAAGGUGCACUUGGAAAUACUUUCAACUGGAAACAACGAAGCGAGAAAAUGAGUCUUACGUCCGCCGCGGGGAUAAUUUCCCUUCUCGAUGAGCCGAUGCCGGACCUGAAGGUGUUUGCCCUCAAGAAGCUGGACAACAUCGUGGAUGAGUUCUGGCCGGAGAUCUCCGAGUCCAUCGAAAAGAUCGAGAUGCUGCACGAGGAUCGCAGCUUCCCGGAGAACAAGCUGGCCGGAAUGGUGGCCUCCAAGGUCUUCUAUCACUUGGGGUCCUUCGAGGACGCCUUGACAUAUGCUCUGGGAGCAGGCGACCUUUUCGAUGUGAAUGCCAGGAACGAAUACACCGAAACCAUUAUUGCCAAGUGCAUUGAUUUCUACAUUGCCCAGCGGGUGGAGUUCAUAGAGAAUCCCAAGGAGGCCACUGCCGUGGACGAGCGCCUGGAGGGGAUUGUCAACAGGAUGAUUCAGCGCUGUCUGGAUGAUAACCAGUUUCGUCAGGCCUUGGGCAUUGCUCUCGAGACACGUCGCAUGGACAUCUUCGAGGUGGCGAUCAUGAAGUCUGACGAUGUGCGCGGCAUGCUGGCCUACGCCUACAAUGUCACCAUGUCUUUGAUACAGAACCGGGGCUUCCGCAACCAAGUACUGCGCUGCCUAGUGGGCUUGUAUCGCGAUUUGGGUGUGCCGGACUAUGUCAACAUGUGCCAGUGCCUGAUCUUCUUGGAGGAUCCGCUAGCUGUCGCAGAAAUGCUUGACGCCUUGACUCGUUCGUCAGUAGAAUCUAACAACCUGAUGGCGUACCAGAUUGCCUUUGAUCUUUAUGAGUCCGCCACGCAAGAAUUUCUUGGCAAUGUGUUGCAGGCUCUUAAAAAUACAGCACCCAUUCCCACCGCCCUGCCCAGUACGUUCAAGCCUCAGGGAACGACAUCUGGAGACAGUAAGUCGGAGGAUGACAGCAAGUCAAAAUCAAGUGAAGAUAUCACCGAAGAAAAAGAAGUCGAUGCCAAGGUUGAACGCACCAUAGACUCCCUCAACGAGGUGGAGAAACUGCAUCAGAAAAACAUCGAAAAGCUCAUAUCUAUUCUGUCAGGAGAGGUGUCCAUUGACCUUCAGCUGCAGUUCCUUAUCCGCAGCAACCACGCCGAUCUGCAGGUUCUGAGAGGCACUAAGGAAGCUGUGCGUGUUUCCAUCUGCCACACAGCCACCGUGAUUGCCAACGCGUUUAUGCACAGUGGCACCACGUCCGACCAAUUCCUGCGCGACAAUCUUGACUGGCUGGCCAGGGCAACGAAUUGGGCCAAGCUGACAGCCACGGCAUCGUUGGGUGUGAUCCAUCGCGGGCAUGAAAAGGACUCCCUGGCACUAAUGCAAAGUUACCUGCCCAAGGAGGCAGGUCCCAGCUCGGGUUACUCCGAGGGCGGCGCUCUCUAUGCCUUGGGCUUGAUUCACGCCAACCAUGGAGCCAAUAUAAUUGACUAUCUGCUGCAACAGCUAAAGGAUGCCCAGAACGAAAACGUGCGCCACGGUGGAUGCCUUGGUCUCGGUCUCGCUGGAAUGGGCACCCAUCGCCAGGAUUUGUACGAGCAGCUGAAGUUCAACCUGUACCAGGACGAUGCAGUUACCGGAGAAGCAGCGGGCAUUGCCAUGGGAAUGGUAAUGCUGGGCUCCAAGAACGCCCAGGCUAUCGAGGAUAUGGUGUCUUAUGCUCAGGAAACGCAGCACGAAAAGAUCCUACGUGGCUUAGCCGUUGGCAUUUCGCUUACCAUGUUCUCCCGAUUGGAAGAAGCCGAUCCCUUGGUGACCAGUCUCUCCACCGACAAGGACCCAGUCCUUCGUCGCUCUGGAAUGUACACUUUGGCCAUGGCAUAUAACGGAACUGGCAGUAACAAGGCCAUCCGCAAGUUGCUUCAUGUGGCUGUCUCCGACGUGAAUGACGAUGUGCGUCGCGCCGCUGUUACCGCCAUUGGUUUCAUUCUGUUCCGCACUCCGGAACAGUGCCCUUCGGUGGUUAGUCUUUUGGCCGAAUCGUACAAUCCGCACGUUCGCUACGGAGCCGCCAUGGCGUUGGGUAUCGCUUGUGCCGGCACUGGACUGCGAGAGGCCAUUGCCCUCCUGGAGCCGAUGGUCAAGUUCGAUCCGGUGAACUUUGUGCGCCAGGGUGCCCUGAUCGCAUCUGCCAUGAUCUUGAUCCAGCACACAGACCAGAGCUGCCCCAAGACGACGUUCUUCCGCCAGUUGUAUGCUGAGGUCAUCAGCAACAAGCACGAGGAUGUGAUGGCCAAGUACGGUGCCAUUCUGGCCCAGGGCAUCAUUGAUGCUGGUGGCAGGAACGCAACCCUCUCGUUGCAGUCUCGCACAGGCCACACCAACUUGCAGGCCGUCGUGGGCAUGCUGGCCUUCACCCAGUACUGGUACUGGUUCCCGCUGGCUCACACUUUGUCGCUGGCCUUUACGCCCACCUGCGUGAUUGGUCUGAACUCUGACCUCAAGAUGCCCAAGAUGGAGUUCAAGUCGGCGGCCAAGCCAUCGCUGUACGCUUACCCCGCCCCGCUGGAGGAGAAAAAGAGCGAGGAGCGCGAGAAGGUGGCCACUGCUGUUCUGUCCAUCGCUGCCCGCCAGAAGCGACGCGAAAACGCCGACAAGAAAGAGGACGAGAAGAUGGACGUGGAUGAGGACAGCAAGGAGGCAACCACCGCUGUCAAAAAGGAGGAAGAAGCCAAGACCGAAGAGAAACCUGCCGUCGAGGAGAAGCCCAAGAAGAAGGAGGAGAAGGAGAAAAAGAAGGAGGAGGACAAGGAGGCAGCGGGCACCAGCAGCUCCAGCGACAAAGAGAAGGAAAAAGAAAAGGACAAGAAGGAAAAGAAGGAGCCGGAGCCCACAUCCGAAAUCCUGCAGAAUCCCGCUCGUGUGUUGCGUCAGCAGCUCAAAGUCCUCAGCGUUAUCGAUGGCCAGUUGUAUGAACCCUUAAAGGAAGUAACCAUCGGCGGUAUCAUCGUGUUCCAGCACACCGGCAAGGCCGAGGAUCAAGAGCUCGUGGAGCCCGUGGCUGCCUUUGGGCCCAUGAACGACGAGGAGAAGGAGCCUGAGCCGCCAGAGCCCUUCGAGUACAUCGAGGACUAAAUGGGCAUGCUCUUUGUCAUUAUCUAAGUAAACCCGUUCGAUUUUCAACCUUGCACACUAUUCUCCAGAUGUAUACACUAAACAAAAGCGAGGAACCCCCUUUGCAUACGCUGAUUAAAUGCUAAUCCCUAAUCAUAAAAUAAAAUGUUCAUCGUACAAGAUGUAAAUUACCUA